Peronospora matthiolae is the source of this 999-nucleotide messenger RNA. The record is from the annotation of a GenBank genome assembly. NCBI's taxonomy places the organism in Eukaryota, Oomycota, Peronosporomycetes, Peronosporales, Peronosporaceae.
AUGGCGUCGCGCUUUUCUGGCUGCCGCCAAGUGCUCGCUGUACCCCGGAGCUUGGUGUCCCAGAACAAACGGCGUUUCCGACAGGAUGGGUUUGAUCUGGAUCUGGGAUACGUGCACCCGCGCGUGAUCGUCAUGGGUUACCCCGCUACUGGAGUGGAGCUUUUGUUUCGGAACUCCCGUGAAGAGGUGCAGUCGUUUCUGGAGGAACGACACGCUGGGGACUAUUUCGUUUUCAACUUUUGUGACGAGCCAAAACGGAGCUACUCGCCCAUUACUUUUGACGGACGGGUAAAACGCUUCCCGAUUGAAGACCACAACGUCCCGUCGUUCCAGACCAUGGUCGCUUUCUGUGAAGAAGCUGCAGCUUGGCUUGCAGGUAGCAAAAAGCACGUCGUAGUGCUUCAUUGCAAGGCUGGAAAAGGAAGAGCUGGAAUGAUGGCGUGUAUGCUUCUCUUACGAAUGGGUUACGUAGCAACGGCGACAGAAGCGAUCGAAUGUUACAAUAGUGAACGUGUGCGUGAUCACCGCGGUCUCACUGUUGCGAGUCAGACGAAAUGGGUAGCAUAUUAUGCAGCUUCGCGCGUACGAGUAUCGGUUUUUCGAGACAUUUCUCGUGCAGAGCCGACCGUGACCGUUCACAAGUUGACGCUCAACAACACGUUGACAGCUAAGAAGUUGCCAAAAUUACGACUGCGCAUCUUCACAUUAGCCCCUAAUGGGCUUUCGAAGACGCUGAUUCAUCAAAAGAUCGGCUUCCAUGAGUUUGAGUUAUGUCAAGAGAUUCGCGGCUGCGUCAUGAUUGAGUUCCGCCGCGAGCAGAUGAAUGGCUGCAUGCGAGCCAAGCACUUUAAAAUCUGGUUCAACACUCAUUUCCUCAAGCCAGACGCGAGAACUGGACGCGUUACUUUUCCUCGAUCCGAAAUGGACUGGGCGUCUCAGGACAAGAAAUAUCACCGCCUUCCUGCUGCCUUUGAGCUUUCGAUGACCAUUUCCAAAUAG